AUGAAAGGAACCAGGGAUGCUUUGAGACGAAGAUUAAGCCGAGUUUUCUCUGUUGGAAGACAUAUCGUAGAUAUGUUUCACUAUGGGAAGAUUAAGUUCAAUCAGUGCAGCGCUUGUAACAACAACGACUGGUUGUUUGUUAUUCCUGGCUGGCCUAGUGAAGAAAAGAUCAAUCCUGCCUUCUGGGACUUGUUGCAAUCGAUGCAAAUGCCAUCGUAA
This is a messenger RNA of Prunus armeniaca (apricot), 219 nucleotides long. The record is from the annotation of a GenBank genome assembly. Lineage: Eukaryota; Viridiplantae; Streptophyta; Magnoliopsida; Rosales; Rosaceae.